Oncorhynchus mykiss (rainbow trout) is the source of this 1841-nucleotide messenger RNA. The record is from RefSeq and is a predicted model, not a curated record. Lineage: Eukaryota; Metazoa; Chordata; Actinopteri; Salmoniformes; Salmonidae.
UCCAAAAAUAUUUCUCCUUUUUGCUUUCAUUUUGGACAGUUUUGCAUUUGGUAUUUACCUGGGUUCAUUCCUCCACCCCACAAAUGAUAACAUUUACCUUUUGUAUUUAGGAGACUUCUGUAAUAAAUUCUCACUGUUCUGGUGGGAUUCAUUUCCAACUGCCCUCAACUGUAGUUGUAGUUCUUCCAAGGCCUUGUUCACCUGGACUCCCAUGUCGAUCCUUCCUUUGCUGACCAAGCACUUUAUUCAAGAUUAGAUCCUCUAAUAAUCUGGACGCUUGUGUGCUUUAUAUGAAAUGUUAUGUUUCAUUGUGGUUGUUUGGCAUUGGCCUAGCAUACUGCAUGCACCAAAUCUCUGCUGUCAUAUCCACACAAGGUCGUUGGAAUUAUCACAGCAUUUAUUCUCAUGACUAGCUAUAAAGAUAAUUGAAAUUGACAAUAUACUAAAAUGUAUUGUCAACCGAUUUCUCUUCAUUUCUAUAAAAUUGCCGUUGCUAUCUGUACAGCGGAGAUGCUGCUCUCGCGAGAGUUGCACAGACGAGUUAUUUCGAUACGAAGGGUUGCGCUGGUGGGUAAGUGCACGAGCUCAAGGAGAUUGUACACAAAGAUAUCGCACGUGUACCGAUUUCUUGGCAUUAGUGGGGAUUUAAGUGUUAAGAAAAACGAGUCUGUGAUAAAUGCACAUCCUUCAUGUAUUAACAUUAGUAAAUACAGUUAAUAUGGCGACCGUACUAUGCAGAUGUUAAGGCGGUGUGGAUAGGACGAGCAAGCAAGCUAGUUGGUGAUGCGGAGGAGUGGUGUGUAAACAAAACCAUCGCACAUUGUUUUGUAAGAUUGCGCUGAAUUAUUUUUUGAACAAUUCUAAGUAAUUGGGUUUCAACUGUUUCUUCUGCAUAAACGCACUAUGACGUCGAGUGUCAUCUUUCACAAUUCGAGUUUCCACUAACCAUUUUGAUAAGAGAUUUUUUUUGUUCUAACCCCAACAAUAUUCUCACUCCUGAUUGGAAAAGACCAUGCAUUUACAAGAGGAAGCUGCCAACUUUCCAUCAAUAAGCUAUGUCCCCAAGAUAAAAAUCUUUGAAAGAGCCUAUAAGCGAUUUACAAAUGAAGACCAUUUGGCUGUCCACGAACACAAACAUGAGAUGACACUAAAGUUUGGUCCAGCAAGAGGCAACAGUGUCACAGUAGCCGACCCAAAGCCAACACCUACACUCUUUUUGAAGUACUGUGAGGAAGUUGGACUCUUCAACGAGCUUACCAGUGUCCCUAUGGAGCAUGACUUCAAAAUAGCUGCUGUGGAUGACAUCAACAAGGUGCCCUUGGAUUUGUCGCCUCUUGCCACACCGAUGAUCAUACAUAACAAAAUUGAGGACCACUCAGCUGUGGUGGCACAUUGGGACAGCCCUCUGCCCCAUCCAGAAUCUACAACAAGGGAUGACAAGUUAUCUUUGCAGCCGUCCUCACUGCCAAGCUCUACUAUAGUCCAUCCUGCAUCUCUCCAAGUCCCCAAUGUGCUUCUAGCAACCUCAGAUGCUAGUGUUGUUAUACAGCAAGCUCUCCCAUCGCCAACAUCUAGCUCUGUAAUUACCCAAGCCUCAUCCUCUAAAAGGCCAAUAGUGUAAUCCAGUCUCUGGCACUUUCCCCAUACUCUUUCAGCUGCCUAAUGGACAGACCAUGCCCGUCGCUAUCCCAGCAACCAUUGCAUCCCGUGUACACAUUCCAAUCGCCAUUCCUCAGUUACAAUAUUUUUGAACCUACUGGUGAUCAUCUCCAUCUCUCACUUCAAGCAGCUCCACACUCCAACCAACCUGCUCAUCCUCUCUCUGGCUGUGUCAGAUCUCC